GAGUGCAUGUGCCUAAUAAGAACGGACUCUUUUCAAUUGACUUCGUUUUGUUACUCUAUUUUAUUAUUUCUAAGAAAGUUUUACAUAUCUGAGUGGAGAAAAGUAUGCCGAAUCUAAUGGUGAGAAAAUUAAUUAUUUUGAAUUGAAACUGAUUGAGUUAUGGCCAGUAGUAUGAGUUUGGAUCCAUGCAUUUUUAAUAAGUACAUAUUACCUAGCAAGAACGGUAAGCAAAAUUCUGCUCCUAAUAAGAAUACAUCCAUUCAAAUGCAAGAGAAACGCUGGGGUUUUGCGAAAAAACCUUCUUGCUACCUCAGCUUCGAAAACAGCCUCAAACUCCUGCAAUAAAAAAUGUUCAGUUCUCUCUGCACAACAGACUGACAACUAUUGAAUUUUGAUGCAUGUUCAUUCGUCCCUAAAAUGAGCCACUCCAGAAACUAGUGAGUUUUCCUUUCUGGCGUCAGUUUCAUUAAAAAAUUUGUUAAGUUAAAUCUUAACUUAAGUUUUUUAUGAUGAAACUGGCUCUUGACUACUUUUGUUCGUUAAAAAAAUCAACUUCACCAUUUUCUGAAUAACUCAAAAACGAAAGCUGAUAGAGAGUUCAGUUUUUCACCAUUCAGAAAAAGAGACUUUGAUCUUGUUUUGUGAGAAACCUUCAUUCAAAAGUGGUUUUUUAAAUAGCUUUUCUCGGAAUUUUUUGAAAAACUAGAUCACCGUUCAAAAACUUCAAAUAGAAACAUUUUCAUUGUUUUUCAUGGAUAGACAGCUCAAACUAUGCUCUUCAAAAUGGAGUCAAACGAGAUAUUUUUUGAAUAAGCUCUGAAUUCUUUAAUAUUAGAUGACAACAGCGUAGUGUGAGUAGCUUGAUGAUGUCGGAAUGAAGCUGCUUUAACGUACUUUAUAUGAUGACGAGCUAGAAUAGUGAAAACCUUCGGGAUCUUCGGGGUUGUUCUCAAAAUCGAAUGCUGCAAAGAGCUGUUUUCAGAACUUUCACAGUUAUAGGCGUGCGGCACUUGGCUACAAUGCUACUCUGGAACUAUCAAAUGAUGUGGAUCGAUAUGUGCACCUUCUAUUCAUAUAGGCAAAAAGCCCAAAAUAUUUUGCUUCCUCCAAAACAGAUCUUCACUAAGUCUUUUCAGUUUUAUUACACAAUAAACAUGGCUACAAAAUUCAGAAUGGUUGAUCUAUGCUUGCAUUCAUUCCCAAGUCUAACAAAGCAUCACUAAGCAGUAAUCGUGAGUCAUAGUGGACAUUUAUGCGACCAUUUAGCACAGGAAUGAAAAUAAUCUCUUUUCUAUAUGACAAGAAAGUACAGAAUUCUGUAUUGUAUUUAGCUGGGGCUAAAAACAAACACCGGUAUAAAUGAUAAAAACUAUUAACUAUUCAGUUGACGCAGAAAAUGAAUUUUCAAUCAAGUAUUAGUAAAUCGGAGAUUAACGUGACUUGUAAAUCUCUGGACUGAACUUUGAUAUACCAUCAUUGUUUUCGUGUGUAUACAGCAUAUUUUUCAUUUUCUAACAAGUUUGAUGGUACAUGAAAGAUUUGGGAUGUGUUUAUCUCUUGGGCAUAUGUGUGAGAAUGAAAGAGGGCCAUAACAAGUGCAAUGCGACACAUGACUAUGAUAAAGAACAGAAGAAACAAAAAUUACAAUUAAUUAUUAAUUUCUUAUUUCAAAGUUGUUUUGUUUUAUGAUGAAGAAACGUAAUAUAAAUCAGAACAGCUUUUCAAGAAUAACAGAAAAUUAAACUCUAUAUCCUUUGUACAAAAAUUUUAUUAAACACCAAUUCGAAAGACAAAAGCACAAUAUAGAAAACAUUGGUAAGGCUAUGUUUUUUUUUAUGUUAUCUUGAACUGUGAGUAGAGCUAUUCUUUUGUCCAACGAUUAGAGGAUGAAAAUGAUCGGUUAGUUAUUGAUAAAGACCGUUGGCGUGUCCAAAUUUUUUGUCUAAUUUCAACUCUGUUUCAGCUUUUUUAGUUACCUGACAAUGUAUGAAGAAACACUCUAUUUUAGAAACUCAGAGGAAUUUAAAUCACCAUAUAAAAAAUUGCGUCGAACAUUGUCGGCAAAAACUGGUGAACGAUUUCGAUUAAAAUCUCAAUUGAAGGAUAAUACAAAUACGAAUAAUAUGCAUGUGUCACCUGAACAAUCGAAAACAGUUUAUUUAAAUCAACUUUAUUUACGUUGGAAAUCUCACUUGUUCAAUCCAUCCAUAAAAGAGCAAAAGAAACAAGCAGAAUGUGAGUUCGAUAAAAUUGAACUUCGUGAGCGUUUAACAGAAGUAAUCAUUGAUCAGACACAUUCAAAACCAAUAUAUUUUUAUUCAAGUGAUGAUAAUACAGAUGUUGAAUUAUUUUCUAUGUGUGUACGAAGAUGUCAUCGAAAUGCAAUUUGUAAAAUGAUCGAUAGUCUUGAAUAUGAUGGUCAAUUAAAUGAAUUUCAAUAUGUAGUCGAAGAUAUCAUGAUUGAGAUUAAACUGAAGCAAAUUGGAAUAUAUUAA
Molecule: messenger RNA, 2495 nt
Organism: Didymodactylos carnosus
Lineage: Eukaryota; Metazoa; Rotifera; Eurotatoria; Philodinida; Philodinidae
Source: the annotation of a GenBank genome assembly